GUCCAGAACGAGUCGGAUAUCAAUGGGCUUCUCAUCGAAGCCUAUCACGCAAUGCUGGAUCGAAACGACGAGAAGCGGGCCUGGCAGUAUGUGUACCAGGCUCUACUGUUAGAGUACUGUUAUAUACUCGGGCGCGACGGUGUUGUGGUCUUCUUCAAAUGUAUGACAACGCCGGGCCACCGGGCACAGGAGGACUUUCAGAAAGACAUCGCUAAGAGGUUCUACAAAAUCCGUUCUAUGGCAAGGCGGGACUCCAAGCAAAAGGUUGUUGAUGUUGAGCAGGUUCAAUUGUAUCCAGUAAGCGAGGACAGUUCGAUUCGGAUCCGGGUUCCACCGACCGGGAGCCAGGACGAGAAGGAGAAAAGAGGAAGGGAGAUCUUUGAGCAAUUCUCUCCCGAGAUGAGAGCAGCGUUAGAGAGUGCCUCCUUGGAGGAGGUCAAUAAAGUUUUGGCUGAAAUGGCGGUUCCUGAAGCCGAGAAAAUGGUCAGCUUUCUUGAUGAGCGUGGCAUAAGGCUAGCUGUCUGGAUAUCGAAGAGGGAAUCAUCGAUGCCACAACGGAAGAGGGAAAGAGGCAUUUAGACGAGGCGGAGGAGACCACUGUUGAGUAGCACGGAUGGAGGUCGCUGAUGAGUCC
Messenger RNA from Chaetomium strumarium, 634 nucleotides. RefSeq lists its product as uncharacterized. Gene Ontology annotation, cellular component: cytoplasm. Gene Ontology annotation, biological process: protein stabilization; protein folding. The transcript is spliced from 2 exons. Bases 52 to 579 code for a protein of 175 amino acids. The record is from RefSeq and is a predicted model, not a curated record. Lineage: Eukaryota; Fungi; Ascomycota; Sordariomycetes; Sordariales; Chaetomiaceae. Gene Ontology annotation, molecular function: protein-folding chaperone binding; heat shock protein binding.